AUGGCAGUCUUAGUAACCGGGGCAACUGGUUUCAUUGCCCAGCAUGUGAUCAAGGAACUAUUGAAACAAGGGUAUGACGUGAUUGGGACUGUGAGAUCAGAAGCCAAGGGAAAAUACUUGUCGGGCUUGUUUGAUUCAACGCGCUUCACCUAUGCUGUUGUGUCUGACGUGGUUGCGAAAGGAGCUUUCGAUGAAGUCCUUGAAUCUCAAAAGGAUAUCGAAACCUUCAUCCACACCGCCAGUCCAGUUGAUUUUCAAGUCAAAGAUGUACAGAAAGCGCUUUUGACACCAGCAAUCGAGGGAACAAAGAAUGUAUUAAAUGCAAUUGAGAAGUAUGGAAAUGUGAAAACCGUCAUUGUUACUUCAUCGACGGCAGCAGUUCGUGAUUCCAGUGGAAAUAGAGACCCCGAUGAAAGGAUCACUGAGCUGACGUGGAACAAAAUCACAUUGGAGCAAGGGUUGGCUUCAGGUAGAUUGGGCUACGACGCAGCAAAAACCUUUGCAGAGAAGGAGGUGUGGAGGUUUGCCGAGAAGCACGAGCAAAAUUUCAAUGUCAUUACAGUGAACCCUACUUUUGUCUUUGGACCACAAGCGUUCGAAAUAAAGGAUUUGAACAAUCUCAAUGAGUCAGCUGAGAUGGUUAAUCGUGUAUUGAAGUUGAAGUCUACAGACACAAUUCCCCACCAUGUUAGUAGAUUCAUCGAUGUGCGUGAUGUGGCAAAGGCUCAUGUUGAGGCCGUAAAGAGACCUAACGAGCUCAAAGGUACGAGAUUAAUGCUUCUCAGUUACGGGUGUACGAAUGAGUUGAUUGCCUACAUAAUUAACCAGCACUUCCCAAGUGUUGAUAUUCCGAAAGGGCUGAUGCAGACACAUGAGCAGCAAUUGAAAGUAGGGGAUAUGAAGUGGGACAAUUCCAAGACAAAGUCUCUUUUGAAACAUGAGUUUAUUUCUUUAGAGGAUUCAAUUGUCGAUACAGUGCAACAAAUCUUGGAUGCAAAAGAAUGUAAUUGUGCAGUUAAAAAAAAACUAUAG
Lodderomyces theae is the source of this 1032-nucleotide messenger RNA. RefSeq lists its product as uncharacterized. The coding region runs from base 1 to 1032 and encodes 343 amino acids. The transcript has a single exon. Gene Ontology annotation, molecular function: oxidoreductase activity, acting on the CH-OH group of donors, NAD or NADP as acceptor. Lineage: Eukaryota; Fungi; Ascomycota; Pichiomycetes; Serinales; Debaryomycetaceae. The record is from RefSeq and is a predicted model, not a curated record.